Messenger RNA from Ipomoea triloba (trilobed morning glory), 2012 nucleotides. Its product is annotated as cyclin-D-binding Myb-like transcription factor 1. The transcript is spliced from 2 exons. The coding region runs from base 255 to 1736 and encodes 493 amino acids. NCBI's taxonomy places the organism in Eukaryota, Viridiplantae, Streptophyta, Magnoliopsida, Solanales, Convolvulaceae. The record is from RefSeq and is a predicted model, not a curated record.
UGGACAGCUGGAGUCGCUGCUAUUCUCUCUCGGCCCUUGCACUCCACUGCCGCCGCCGACGAAACUGCUUCCCGGUCCCUCUCGCUGCCGCCGCCGACGACGCAGAAGAUCAGCCGCCAGUCAGCCACCUACCGCUCCCUCCCGGAGUCCCGGUCCCUCUGCCACAGUGCCACCGAAGACAUAGUUGAUAGUUCCCAGCCGAGUUGCUACUACUCUACUAGUGGAAGUUGGUAUAAUAAGCUAAUGGUAGGGUCAUGGCUGCAGAAGAUGAAGUGGUGGGUAGGAAGUCUAAGAAAAGGAAAGAGAGAAACAAUGAUAUGUUAGCUACCAAUCCUAUUCAUAUUGUGGGAGUUGAGGGAGAUAAAAGCUUUGAGGAAGAAAAUUUGAUGAAAAAGAAGAGUGAUAAUGAAGGUGUUGAAAGGAUGAAGAAAAAGAAGAAAAGUGCAGGAGAUAAUAAAGGGGGAACACUUAUGGAGGAUAGUAAUGGGAUUACUGUUGAGAAAGCAAAAAAGAGGGAAAGGAAAAGAGAGGUUGAAAGCAAUAACAAUGAUACUUCAAAUGAUGUUUCUGUAGACAAUGGAGGUGAUGUAAAUUCAACUGCAACUGAGAUACAUGAAAGCAAAAAGAAACACAAAAAGAAGGCAGGAAAAAUCUCUGAUGGUUGCAUUGAGGGUAAAGUGGAGAAGGUUAAAAGGAAGAAGAAAAAGAACAAGAAGAAAAAGGGGGAGGAUAAUAUUAGCCGGAACCAGGUCAAAGAUAGUUGUAAAGAUCCAAAACUGAAAAAUAGCAAGAAGAAAGUGAGAUUUUCCAAUGAGUUGGAGGUAUUUCCCGAGUCUAAUGUUCCUGAGAGUGGGAAUGAUCAAAAUAAAGAAGUAGAGUUGAUUCGAGGUAAGCGGUUCUCUAAAAUAGAAGAUGAGAAAAUUAAAGAAGCCAUUUAUAAGUACAUAGAGGUAUGUAAUUUGGGUGAGGAAGGUUUGGAUAUGGUUUUAAAUAGUAAAUCUCACCCUGAAUUAAAAAACUGUUGGAAGGAAAUAGGAACUGCCAUACCAAAUAGGCCUUACGUUGCAGUCUAUCGUCGUGGUCAAACAAUAUUUCGAAGAUCUGAAAACCGUAAAUGGACUGAAGAAGAAAAAGCUUUGGUACUACAGCACCAGAAAUUACAUGGGAAUGAUUGGAAAUCAAUUGCUAAAGAACUUGGGAGACACAGGUAUCAUGUGAAGGAUACAUGGUGCAGGAUAAGAUUACCCAACAUGAAGACAGGACUCUGGUCUCAGGAUGAGUACCAGAACUUAUUUGAUUUAGUCAACACUGAUCUGCAAUUGAGGAUCGCUGAAGAGAAGAAAUCCAAGCAUGGCAUGCUACGGGAUAACAUCUGUUGGACAGCAAUUAGUGAUAAAUUGUCCACACGUUAUGCUCCAAAUUGUUGUCUGAAGUGGUACAAUCAGUUAACAUCACCUAUGGUAGCUGAAGGUAUAUGGUCUGAUUCUGAUGAUUAUCGCCUAAUUGGUGCACUUUAUAACUUGGAUGAAACCUGCAUAGAAAAUGUGGACUGGGAUAAUCUUGUGGAACAUAGGUCCGGAGAAAUAUGUCUAAAGCGCUGGAAGCGAAUGGUUCUUCACAUAGGGAACCAUGGGAACAAACUCUUUUCAGAACAAGUUGAAGUCCUAGCCCAAAGAUACUGUCCCUCCUUAAUUGAAGUAAGGGAGAUCUGGGAUAGCAAGCCUGUUGUACCUUGAUGAUGUGAAAUGCAUGCAAAUUUACCAUGAAAAGUCUGUCUGGGAAAAAUUGAACCAUUUGUGGCUGAUAUCAAAUUUUCUGUAGUUUCUUAUUGUGUUAUAUAUUCUUCUUGCUGAAGAGCAGUGUAUCAGUGCGUUGAAGCAUGCUUCUUGUUGUUGUUGCCCUUGUUUAAUUUGAUGUAUCUGUAUAUACUAUAUAGUGAUUAAGUAUGUACUCAAUCCUGUUUUGCUUGGGAUCUCUGUAUAUCUUAGAUAUUCAUAAUUCAAUUUCUGCAA